AUGAGAGUGACCCCCCUGUGGAUAAUAAGCUUCCUUUUUGCCCUCGUGUUGGCGCAUGCCCUUGAAAAUGAAGUUAAACAAGAAAUCGCGCUUAUCCACAAGAGCGUUGUGAAGAAGGUGCCACUGAAAACGUGGCUGGACUUAGUGAAUAACUCCAUCAGUUUGAUAAUCGAAGCAAACAGUUUAAAAAAUAAAAAACUGCAAGAGCAAGAUUUAGUCAUUUGGAACAAUGGCAAGCGCAUGAAUGAGAAAUAUUUUAACUCAGAUCACUUCAGAAGGGGAAACAAAAAUGUAUAUGUCUUUUUGUCGGGCCAGAUGCCGGGAGCAAAUUGCUUCACCGCGGCAAACAUUUACAAUACCUUUGCUGACCAUGUUACCAAAUACACAGGUGUGAUAAAAAAAUAUUUUCACAUGGAGGACGACGCCAGUGGGGAAUGGACAUCCAUGAAGGAGCUCCUGCAACUUUUAAUGAAGUCGAAGGAGCUGAGGGACCUAGUGGCUGGCAUCAAAACGGACGAGCAUAUCGAGGCAGUGAGACAGAAAAUCCUGGAGCUCACACAGAAAAAUAAAAACUACCAAAUUUUCUUUGAUAUUCUGAGGGAACACAAAAUUGUUUACAACAUCCUCGAUAGUAAGGUCAAGUGGAGGACCUUCGUGAAGGAGAACCUCGGAAAUUUUAAGAAGCUCCUGGAGCCCUACUACGCCAAUGUGCGCGCGACCGACUUGUAA
Molecule: messenger RNA, 729 nt
Organism: Plasmodium fragile
Lineage: Eukaryota; Apicomplexa; Aconoidasida; Haemosporida; Plasmodiidae
Exons: 3
Coding region: 1-729 (242 amino acids)
Source: RefSeq, a predicted model, not a curated record